This is a messenger RNA of Hermetia illucens (black soldier fly), 1003 nucleotides long. RefSeq names its product aldo-keto reductase family 1 member B1-like. NCBI's taxonomy places the organism in Eukaryota, Metazoa, Arthropoda, Insecta, Diptera, Stratiomyidae. Bases 12 to 959 code for a protein of 315 amino acids. Gene Ontology annotation, molecular function: aldose reductase (NADPH) activity. Gene Ontology annotation, cellular component: cytosol. The record is from RefSeq and is a predicted model, not a curated record. The transcript has 6 exons.
AGUGCGGCAAAAUGGUAGUGAUUCCGAAGAUAACACUGAAUAAUGGAACCCAAAUGCCGGUUUUGGGCCUUGGAACGUAUCUGGGUAAAUCGGAGGAUAUUUACAAUGCGGUGAAAUACGCUAUAGAAAUAGGAUAUCGUCACAUUGAUACUGCUUUUUAUUAUCAAAAUGAAGCCGACGUAGGUAGAGCCAUUAGAGAGAAAAUUGAUCAAGGCUUGGUGAAACGAGAAGAUAUCUUCUUGGUUACAAAGUUGUCACCAAUUCAUAACGAACCAUCAAAAGUUGAGUAUGCAUGCCAGAAGUCCUUGGAGAAUUUAGGACUAGAUUACAUUGAUUUAUACCUGAUCCAUUUCCCCGCUGGUCUCGAUUAUUAUGAUGAUAAAGUACAGGGACCACUAAACGAGAAGGCCAAUGUGAGAUUCAACGAUGCAGACUAUGUGGACACAUGGAGAGAAAUGGAGAAAUUGGUUAAAAAAGGUUUAGUGAAGAGUAUUGGAAUUUCAAAUUUUAAUAGUGAGCAGACGCAACGAAUUCUGGAUAUCUGUAAAAUUAAACCAGUUGUAAAUCAAGUGGAAUGCCAUGUCGAACUGAACCAAAAGAAGCUUAUAGAGUUCAGCAAACAACGUGAUAUAGUCAUAACUGCCUACUGCCCAUUGGGACGUCCAAAUCCCGCUGAGAAAAAGCCUGCAUUCCUUUACGACGAUAGGUUUAUCGCCAUUUCCCAAAAAUACAAGAAAACUCCAGCACAAAUUGCAUUGAAAUAUUUGAUACAAAUUGGUGCGGUACCAAUCCCCAAAUCAACAACUAACACGCGAAUUGCAGAAAAUAUAGAUUUGUUCGAUUUUGAAUUGCCUAAAGAUGAUAUGAGUAUAUUGGAUACUUUCAACACAGGAGAUAGGAUCUGCAAGUUCGAAUUGUGGGCAAACCAUCAAUAUUAUCCAUUUUCUAUUGAGUUUUGAAUGAAUGAAUAAGAUAUUUAAUAAAUGUUUAGUGGUUUUCAAAU